Trematosphaeria pertusa is the source of this 1903-nucleotide messenger RNA. RefSeq lists its product as uncharacterized. Lineage: Eukaryota; Fungi; Ascomycota; Dothideomycetes; Pleosporales; Trematosphaeriaceae. The record is from RefSeq and is a predicted model, not a curated record. The transcript has 2 exons. The coding region runs from base 155 to 1546 and encodes 463 amino acids. Gene Ontology annotation, molecular function: DNA binding.
CUUCUCGUCAACAUUCGCUAUUCGGCAUGGGCUAACUUCGGCAUGGUAGGCCCAGAUGAAACCCUGACCCUGUCCCGAAAUCAUUUCUAUUUCACUCCGGCUACCCCACGUACUUUAACUUUAUCCUGUCCUUUACCUCCACCGCUUCCUCGCCAUGGAGACGUACCACGGCCAUGUUCGCACGCCCAACGAUGCGAUCCUACUCUUCGAAGCCUGCCGAAUAGGCUUGCUGCCCCGCGUGCAGCGCCGCCUGUCUGAGAAGGAGCGCCAGCAGAUCAAGUCGGGAUCCGUCUUUGUGUGGGAUGAGCGGGAGGCGGGCAUGCGGCGAUGGACCGACGGAAAAUCGUGGAGUGCAAGCCGCGUCUCCGGCAGCUUCCUGACCUACAGGGAGAUGGAAGGAAAGCGAGGAGGCACCAACCUCACCCAGCCGGCGCCCAAGCGAGCGAGCGGGAAAUCCCCGGACGGAUCAGCCACGGGAGACUCUGAAGGCGAAGGUCCAGAUGGCUACCGAUACAAGCCGGACGGGCUCAUGAAGCAGUCCUUCAGUAUUACAACGUCAAGCGGGCAACAUCUGCAUCUGAUCAGCUACUACUCGAGAUCGAAUUCGCAGCCUUUGAAUCAGCCGUCCACCGACCCGUCACUCCGUCACAUUCGGCCUCCCAAGAACAUGUAUCCAGAGUCCACCGUAAAUGAGACCCAGACUGUUCCUGCAGUCACUCGCGGACCAAUGCCCGGCUCACCCUAUGCAUCUGCUCCUCACACCAUGGGCCCGUCGUCGCCAUAUUCGCGUCCAGGACCCCCACAACAGCCUGUUUACGUGGGCGUGUACCACCCGCCAACCCCGCCAAACGGCACCCCUCCAUUCCAGCAUGCUUAUUAUGGGCAGCCGCAGUAUCAGUAUUUCGCCUUCCCUCCCGGAGGAGUCAUCUAUCCCGCCCCUCCCUCAUACCAUCCUGCUCAGGGCCAUGUUUUUGAUCGCCCACCGCCGCCGAUUAGCAACAGCGCUAUCCCACAUCCGCCUCCCGGCCAUCCUAUGCUCGGCGUUCAACACGGUUACCCAGGUCAUCCACCACAGUACAUUCCGCACCCUCCUGCGCGGGCUAUGCAAGCAACAGAGCUCGCUCAGCACCAGUAUCAGCCGCAACGAAAUGUCCCACCCGCGCCUGCUCCCAUCUCGUCGAUCCCGGAACAGGGUCCUCAGUUGCCCGCUAUCAAUAGUACUACGCCCACGUCGGACCACAAGCCACCGACACCACAGCCUACCAGCGCUGGACCACAAGAGUCUUUGGCGCCGCCGGAGACCAAUGGUGUUGUCGGAAUGAACGAGCCAUCGCCCGCCCGGACUAUACCCAAAAUUGGAUCUAUCCUCAACAAUCAAGAUCACAGCGCUGAUGUCCAGAGCAACAGCCGCUCAGGUAGUCGAAGCCCCAAUAGCUCCCAGCCGCCAAUCCGAGAGCUCCCGCCAGACAGGCUUGCCAGCAUGAGCACAACCACUGAUACACGUGCUCUGGACAAACUCAACAGGAAUAUGUUUGUCCGAACCUAGGCAGGGGUCUCUCCCCGAGUCCUUGAGCUACCUCCUUUUCACUCUUUUCCUUUUGCCAAUGGAUCAACGGUCGUGUUAUCUGUGUAAAAAGCUGGAGUGGGAUUUUGUUUGCAUUAACGACUCUGCAUAUGGGCGGCGUUCGAAGGUCGCGGUCAGUUCGACCACAAUGCGGCUUGGCAUACUGGGAGAGCCAGAAAGGCUCAGGAGUUUUGGCGCAUCAAUCUAGCGAUAUCCCUGGUUGCGUGAGUCGUUGGAUCUAUGGCGCAUCCUCGACGAUGCUACUUCAAUGUUGUUUUCUUUUCAAAGUACGGUACAUAACAGGCAAAGUUGUCUGGUAAUAUCAUGAUUGUGCUCAAC